Molecule: messenger RNA, 1463 nt
Organism: Prorocentrum cordatum
Lineage: Eukaryota; Dinophyceae; Prorocentrales; Prorocentraceae
Source: the annotation of a GenBank genome assembly
AGUGGCCAUUUUGGUCCGAUCGAUCCUCUGCGAUCUCGACCUCGGCGGGGCCCGAUCCAGUGUGGCCCGCUGCUCGCAUGGCGCUGAAAUGCGUCCUGGCGCGGCGCGAUCCUACUCGAUUUCGACCGUGACUAGGGGCCGAUGCGGCUCGAUCCGGCGCACAUUCCGAUCCGAUCCGAUUUUCCGAUUCGAUGCCGGCUGAUCCUGGGUCAGCCCAGCAGGGUGCAGGAAAGUUUGUCUCAAGUUGGAUGCUCAAGUGCCACCGUUCAUGGCUGACUCCAUGCCCUUCACCUUGACGCAAGGAGGCUCGCGUCGUUUCAGAUUUAGACUCUGGAGCCAGAGCAAUGUUCGUGCCCGCCGGAGACCGCUUCCGGCUGUCCCCCGAGACCCGCGAGCGCGUACUGUCUCGAGGAUCCCGCUGCCCCGCUGAGAGCACCCAUCGUGCGCUGAAGCCUGCGGCCGUGAGCGCGCUCGUGCAACUCGCUCGGGAGGCAGUCCGCCACCAGUGGGGCAGCUUCGUCCCGGGAGACCCCCAGAUUGCGACGCGGUGGCAUUUCGAUGUGGCGACCGGCGGCUGGGUAGACGACGCAGUGGUCAUCCAGAUGGACACAAAGCCUUUUGGCAGGGGGGCCGUGCGCGAGUGCUUCCGCAUGAAGGAGGUGCAUCUGAACGCUGCGCGUGAGCCUGGUGCGACCAGCGACCGCCUGACUUUCCAGGCGAUUGCGUUCGCCGUUCUGGAGCUAUCCAGGGGCAGACAUCGGACUCUGUGGGUGGCGAAGCGUUCCAUCGCGGACCACCAUCGCAAGUUUUUACACAGAGAGGCCUGUCAGAAUGACGUCAUUCACCAGACGCUGGCAAAGCACUACGCAGAGCUCUUCAACAGAGAGGUGCACCGUCGCUCCGCCGAGACUGGCCUGGGUCGCUGCGGAGCACACGACGUCGACUUCCUGCUUCCUCACAUGAUCGAGCUCUCCGACGGGCGCACAUUCGGCGUGGAGGCGUUCAUGUUCGGUGAUUACACCAAACACAACACUAACAACGGUCAUACCCUGGGGAGCCGUACUACGCCGCAGGCAUUCAGCUAUUUCACGUUCAUCCAGUCUGGUCGGCGACUGAUGAUUGUAGACAUCCAAGGUGUGGGUGAUCUCUACACAGACCCUGUGAUCCACUCCCUGCCGAGCCACUUCAGCGGCGCGAUGACAGAUGAUCUCAGGGUUGUUCCCCUGCUCCCGUACUUUGCGCUGUCGCCACACGAGGAGCGACAGGGUGCACCGCUGGGCGCAGAGACGGUCUCAGACCUCAUCCGAUGGGACCGCCACCGCCCGGCGCGAGCGGGAGCGGCGGCCGCAGGCCCCCCCGGGCGGCCCCCCGCACUUUGGCGGCGCUGCGACCGUGGCCCUCGGCAGCAUCCCCGGGGUGGACCUGGGCGACUGGUGCGACUGGCUGGCCGCGCCGCCUCCAGG